Lentinula edodes (shiitake mushroom) is the source of this 1272-nucleotide messenger RNA. RefSeq lists its product as uncharacterized. Lineage: Eukaryota; Fungi; Basidiomycota; Agaricomycetes; Agaricales; Omphalotaceae. The record is from RefSeq and is a predicted model, not a curated record. The transcript is spliced from 4 exons. The coding region runs from base 1 to 1272 and encodes 423 amino acids.
AUGCUCGCUUCCGACGUCGUGGUGCUCAGAACCCUCGCAAAGCAGCUUCCGUCCUAUGAUUCUAUCUCAUCGCUACCUCCUCUCUACUCCUCUGAUCCAGCAAGCGGAGAACAAUCUAUCCAGCUCACGCCCAGGACAAGGUCUCUGGGUCGUCCUACCGGGACAUAUGUUCACAAGGCUGGUGACGCCACAGUGGUUCUGCUUGACCAAGAGGAUGGGGUGUCGACGCCGUCAUAUGGAAGACAGGCUGCUUUGUCCGGAAUCAUAAGCCUUGCUUCCUGCGAGACUGUGAGUGAAAUCAAAAUCAAGCUUGAUGGUCACAUGGACCUUGUCCUCAGCGGCGGUGUUUCUCAGAGCACUACGCUCGUCAAUGACACACACAGCCUAUGGAAGUACAACCCAGAGGCAGUUGAUGCAGGCUCUACUAGGUGUCCCUCCGAAAUUCCCUUCACGUGUGUUUUCCCUUCGAAAUUCAAGGACAAUAUCGGGCGUGAAUCGCCUCUCCCCCCGUCCAUGCAUGUCAUGUAUCCUGGGGCAUCAGGGCUGGUAGCGAGCUGCUUGUAUACCCUAACAAUCAAAAUCGUGAAGAUGGGCUUUUGGAAACAGGCGAAGAAAUUGACCAUCCCACUCAACUACCAUCCUCGAAGCAGGGCACCAUCAUUUCCGAAUCCCAACCCGGAUUUGUUUUCGGAUGUCAAAAUUUCUCCUGAGGAGUGGCAUCAGACUAUGUCAGUAAUCAAAUCAAGAAAGCCUGCUGUUACGCCACCAGUUCAAUGUCAUUUAUUUAUUCCAUCCGUUAGAGUCUUUGCGCUUUCUGAUGUUAUUCAUUUCCACGUCCAACUCACUGGACUUUUAUCCUCCCUGCGACAACUCGUCUAUUCUAAGCCGUCCAAAAGGUCAACGGAAAAAUUUGCCCCAAAAAUUCGAGUGUACCUCCUCCGACAGAUUACCGUGGAGGUGUGCGGUCAGAAAGGGUGGAAGAAUCUUACGUUGGCCGAGGGGACCCUUCGCCCUAGGCCCCCACCUAUCACGGCAUCUAGCUCCCCUGCGCACAGUGCAGAGGACAGCCUCGACUGGGAAGGCGAGAUCCAAUGCGAUGAGAAUGAGACUCGUGGCUGUCCAGGGUUCAUUACGACGGAUUUGACGGUCAAGGAUUUCAUUGUCCUGUCGAUAUCACCUCCCGAUGUGACGAAAUCCGACCUAUCACCUACGCAGGUGCCGAUUCCCAUCAAGCUAGUUACGGAGAGUGCGGAGACAUGGAGAGACGAUUAA